Messenger RNA from Amphimedon queenslandica, 765 nucleotides. RefSeq lists its product as uncharacterized. The transcript has 3 exons. The coding region runs from base 1 to 765 and encodes 254 amino acids. The record is from RefSeq and is a predicted model, not a curated record. Lineage: Eukaryota; Metazoa; Porifera; Demospongiae; Haplosclerida; Niphatidae.
AUGUACAUCACUGUACCAACCACAACCAGCAAGUGGAAGGAAAUUGCUACUGGUUUUGAAACAUACUGGCAAUUCCCUCAUUGUAUUGGUGCUUUGGAUGGGAAGCAUAUCGUAAUCCGUCCCCCACCCAAUAGUGGGUCUUAUUAUUUCAAUUAUAAACAUACUUUUAGUAUUGUGCUGCUAGCCUUGGUGGAUGCAGACUACAAGUUUACAUAUGUUAAUAUCGGAUGCAAUGGAAGAAACUCAAGUCUAUGUGCUGCUUUAGAAACCAAUAGCCUAAACGUUCCCUUACCGUUUCCUAUUUGUGAGGACGGCAUUCCUUUACCCUACAUGAUUGUGGCUGAUGAAGCCUUUCCUUUGAAGACCUACAUUCAGAAGCCAUAUGCUCAAAUUGGGUUAACAAAGGAAAAACGUAUAUUCAAUUAUUGUUUAAGCCGUGCGAGAAGAAUAGUUGAAAAUGCCUUUGGUAUACUAGCAAACCGCUUUCAAGUAUUUAUGACUCCUAUAAGAUUGUCCCCUGAUAAAGCUGAAACUAUUGUCAAGACAUGUUUAUCACCACCUGGAAGCGUUGAUGCAGAAGACACCACUACUUAUCGCACUAUACAAGGAUCAUGGCGUACUGAAAAACAGCCUACAGGAAUUAUCGACAUUGAAAGACAAGGUAGUAAUAACUACACAGCCAAGGCUAAAGAAAUAAGGGAUUAUCUAUGCGAGUAUUUCAACUCGGACAAGGGAGCAUUACCAUGGCAGGACAAAAUGAUUUAA